This is a messenger RNA of Talaromyces amestolkiae, 492 nucleotides long. RefSeq lists its product as uncharacterized. The transcript has 2 exons. The coding region runs from base 1 to 492 and encodes 163 amino acids. Gene Ontology annotation, molecular function: cyanate hydratase activity; DNA binding. NCBI's taxonomy places the organism in Eukaryota, Fungi, Ascomycota, Eurotiomycetes, Eurotiales, Trichocomaceae. The record is from RefSeq and is a predicted model, not a curated record.
AUGGCGCACCUUAACCUCGCAACAUUGGAUGCCUCGCAGCAUCCCUACCUCCCGGCAUCAUCGCAGACUCUCUUCGCCGCUAAGGCCAAGAAGAAAUACAGCUUCGAAGAAGUCUCCAAGCAGAUCGGCCGCAACGAAGUAGCCACUGCAGCGAUCUUCUAUGGCCAAGCCAAAGCUUCGCCAGAGGAUAUUACCAAUCUAUCCAAGGCACUCGAUAUUCCGCACGACUUACUCGAAGCACAGCUCAGUGGGUUCCCCGAUCGGGGCCGGUCGGUGGAGAUGCCGCCCAAGGAACCGUUGAUCUACCGCUUGUACGAGAUUGUGCAGAACUACGGAUACGCGUACAAGGCUGUGCUCAAUGAGAAAUUUGGCGAUGGCAUUAUGAGUGCGAUUUCAUUCUCGACCAAAGUGGAAAAGGAGACGGAUGCGGAUGGAAACAAUUGGGCUGUUAUCACAUUGCGGGGGAAGUGGCUGCCUUUUUCGCGCUUCUAA